Aaosphaeria arxii CBS 175.79 is the source of this 1318-nucleotide messenger RNA. RefSeq names its product beta-lactamase/transpeptidase-like protein. The record is from RefSeq and is a predicted model, not a curated record. The transcript has 5 exons. Bases 53 to 1318 code for a protein of 421 amino acids. Lineage: Eukaryota; Fungi; Ascomycota; Dothideomycetes; Pleosporales.
UCACAAUAUCCCUAAGUCUUUUAUCAUUCACAGUGCAUUUAAAACAAACAAGAUGGCGUUCUACUCCGAAACCAAGGUUGCUCCGCGACACGUUACAUCUGAAGCGUCAGUGCCUUUCGACCAAGCAUACAAAGAAGCUAUCGAGAAGAAGAUCCUGCCCGGUUACGCACUCAUUGCAGGGGGCCGAGAUGGAAACAUUCUAUACUCCAAGGCAGACGGUGUCGCAUCGCUCAAAGAGGGAGAAACUCAGCCCUUCAAGCUCGACACAAUCUGUUGGAUCGCCUCUAUGACCAAACUUCUCACCUCAGUGGCCUGCUUACAAGCUGUAGAAGCGGGACUAUUGGAAUUGGAGAAGCCCGUCACAGAAACACUACCAGAAGUAGGCAAAUACGGGAUACUCACAGGAUGGAACGACGAGAAGAAUGAAGGGAUCUACGAACAACACAAGACGCCAGUCACGUUGCGUAUGCUUCUCUGCCAUACCUCCGGCUAUGAGUACGACUGGUUCAGCCCACUGCUGGCCAAGUGGCGUGCGAGUCGAAACGAACAACCAUGGACAGGACCUACCGUUGAGGACAAAACGACACUACCACUUCUUUUCGAGCCUGGUACUAGCUUUCGAUAUGGUGGCAGCCCGGAUUGGACAGGAAAGCUGAUCGAACGGGUGACGGGUAAGUCGCUCGAGGAGUUUAUGGUCGAAAAGAUCUUCGAGCCUCUAGGUAUCAAGGAUCUUACAUUCUAUCCGAAGAAACGGGAGGACAUGAAGGAUCGCUUAGCAACCCUGAGCACAUUGAGCGAGACAGGUGAAGCACCGGCGAAAGACGCUUCAGACCAAGAUAUGUUGUUUGGAGGUACCGAUUGCUUAGGUGGCGGGGGCGGGUAUGGCAGCGCACAAGACUUCUUCACGUUCUUGCAGGCUGUUCUGCGACGGGACAACAGGCUUCUCAACUCUGAAUCGUAUGAUGAGCUGUUCCGACCUCAGCUGAACGAUGAAGUUAAGACGGCAUUGAACGAGUAUCUGCGCUCUUCUCCAGCACAUGCUCAAUUCUUGGGCAUGAGUUUGCCUCAGGAAAUCGAGAAGACGUGGAGCUUUGCGGGCUUGACGGUCGAGCAGGAUCUGGAAGGGAGAAUGUUGGCGGGUACUCAUACUUGGGGAGGCGUUCCUAGUAUGACAUGGUACAUGGACCACAAGGCAGGAAUUUGUGGUGUUGCUUUCUGCCAGAUUAUGCCACCUAUGUUUCCUGGUGUUCUGGCCCUCCACGAACAAUUCCAGAGGGCAAUGUACGCAAAAGCUACUAAAGGAGAGCAAAGGGAGUGA